UGUUGGGCAUAAUGAAGAAAUAUUUAAAACUUGAGAAAGAAGUCUACCACUGGGUAUACUGGAAAAGAGUGAAAAUAAAAUGAAUGACAUGGUAGAGAUCUUGGAGUAUUUGCAUCAGUUUGUACCAUUUUCAAGACGUGAAGAGGAAUUGCAAAAUGUUGAAGUCCGAGAAGAAAAUUCUGCAAUGAGAACAAUACCACUUGGUGGGGAUCAGCUUUCUUGUGAAAGAGUAAGAGGAGCCCAUAUGGUACGGUUAGAUAGUGAUACACCUGAGGAACGACUUGAAGGGUGCAUGAGUAUGAUAGAAGACUUUCAUGAAAAGAUGAACUUUAUCCAGAUGCUGAUGGACAAAUUUUACAGUGUAGACAGUGCUAGAGAAGUAGGAACAUUAUACCAACUUAAAUGCUUAAUAAACAGACGAAAUGUUACCAAAAAUGCAUCAAAAGAUUAUCAUGCAAUUGGUGCAUUUGUAGAUAUAGCCUGUGAAGGUCAUGUUAUUGCAGCAGCGUUAACCUUUUUUGGAAUGACUGACAUCAAUAGUCAAUGCAUACGAAUUCCAAAUGGAAUUCACUUAGCGGAUGUGCCUCUAAAAAAGCGAACACUAAAACACAUGAUUGGAGAAUUAGUGGAUGAACUCCUCCUCAACAAAAUAUCCCAAAGCAUCGAGAGGCUUGAAAAUGAAGAUGAUGCAACAGAUGGUCACGGUCACCAACAAGAUGGUGUAUUUAACUAUGCAACUAAUUUUCUGAAAUUUUCCUUACUGAGGAAAAUCUGUGUGAUGGCCACCAGAAGUGGUGAUGGAAAUAGGGUCAUUCGCCAUUGGAAAUAUGCGAUGCUUUUGUACCACACAGCUCACAAAGUCAAAUAUAGACUGGAAGCUUUUCUCCUCCAGGCUGGUAUAAUGGCACUGUAUACACCUCGAAUAAAGCACCAAAUAAUUUGGAACAGAUUCAUUAAUUUGAGUGGGGGCAAAGGAAGGAAUCUUGAUGGUGACUAUGUCAUGGAACUUUUGAACAAAUACGCUAAAUCACGUGUAAAAUUGGUGAAUCAAAAUCACUCUCCAGAACUAGUGAAACGUAUUGGAAAGACCAUGAUGUUCUGCCAUGAUGUAAACCAUCACCUAGAGAAGCAGAUUCAAGGUGUGCCAAUUUCAAGGAAACAUGUGUCACAAGAUUCAACAAGUGAUUUACAGAAAGUGGUAAGAGAAUUGCAAAAUGCAGAUGUGUUCACAUUUACACCGAACAGGUACCAUGCAUCAUUCCAGCAUGAGAAGUCUGACAUUUUCAAUGACUUUGAUGUCAAGGAAUUCCACAAGUGGAUAACUGUUAAGAAAAAAGAAUAUGCUGUUGGGAAAAAAGCUUUUUAAUAAUUCAGUGUACAUAGAUUUAAAUGGAAUACAGUAAAACACACUAAUUAUAAUGAAGUGCCAGGGAUGGCGAUUUUGCUAUGUUAUAAACAUACUUUGCUAUAUAUCUGUUAGCUUUACAAAAUGUUUAAAACUCACAGGGAAAGAAAAUCACUUUGCUAUUUGUGUCAAUUAAUUAUAGGUAUGUUCACCAUAAGCAUGUUUUACUGUAUGAAUAUUAUAUGAAUUUACUA
Messenger RNA from Saccostrea echinata, 1599 nucleotides. RefSeq lists its product as uncharacterized. The record is from RefSeq and is a predicted model, not a curated record. NCBI's taxonomy places the organism in Eukaryota, Metazoa, Mollusca, Bivalvia, Ostreida, Ostreidae. The transcript is spliced from 4 exons. The coding region runs from base 80 to 1366 and encodes 428 amino acids.